AUGGUGAAGGCCAACAAGAAAGCCUCACCGCCCAUGGCUCGUGCAGUGGCUUGCAAGAAGGAGGUAACGGAUGAAGGCUUGGAGAGUGAACUGCAGGGUUGCUGGGGCUAUGUUUGGGUAGCAAACCUUCUGGAGCAGCUGAAGAAGAUCGAUGAUCAGCUGAAUGCUCAGCUCCAGAGGAAGCGAGUGAAGGAUGAAGGCUUGGAGCAGGAAGACCCGGAGGAGGACGAGGAGAACGGUGACGAGGAGGACGAGGGCGAGUUGAACAGUGGCAAGUACGGCACCGUCUACGAUCCCAAGACCGGCAAGGUUCUUUCCGAAGCAGCCAUCGAGCAACGUGUUCGCAGGGCCUGCAAUGAUGGUAGAAAAAAGAAGGCGACCGGGGGCCCGAAGGCAGUGGAGAUGUACAAGGACAUCGACAGUCGGGAAGAGUUGGCGAGAAUGCUCAUCGCUGCUACUUUCAAGAAAACUAUCACCAAGUAUUCGGAGAAGAAGCACACGAAGAAGACUGACACCAUUGCUGGUUGGUACACCGAGCGAGCCAUGUCUGUGCAGUUGGAGGAAAUCAAGGAGAUUGUCGACUACACCAGCACCCGGCCCGCUCUGAGGAGGAAGUACAAGUACAAUCCGAAGAAGCUCCAGCAUUGGGUAGACAAAGAGUCUGUCGGUCUCGACUCUCACGAGACGACCAAGGGCACAAGAACGGAGGUGAGCACCAACGCAAAAGAGCUUUCCGCCGAAGCUCACGGUGAGGUUUCGGAUAUGGAGGAGGAGCAAGGGUGCGACGGUGACCUUGCGGAUCGACCCAACCACCAGGAGGACAUCUCCGAAAGGGUCGAGAAAGCGAUGAGCGAAACUCUGCCCGCCAUGGCCAGGAUGCACGAACUUGCCGAGAAAUUCCGACAGCCCUACAACCCGGACCCCAAGCCCACUCACGCAAAGCAUGCAGAGGAGCUGGAACGCAUCGCCACCGGCAUGGAGGGCAUAUACGAUUCAUUAUCCGAGCUUCUGGCUCAGGGCAAUGCGAAUGGUUAUUCCGCAACUGGGGAGAGCAUCUGGACCGAUGCAAAAUCACGCCUGGAUGAGCCGCUGCAGCGAAGCGGAUAUGCCUUGCAAGUGGACAUAGACACAAUUCCUGUUACUACAAGAAAUGGCACUCUAAAGAUUCCGUGGUUGGAUCCAUACAAAAUGGUAUCUUGCCUGGGCCGUAAUAACCAGCUUCACCAUUUGCAUGGAAAUAACAACUUGUUGGAGUGGUGGCGGCGGUUUGCCAAAGUUGAGCCUGGGCAUCGAAUUUUCGCAGCUGCUGCCCGUGGAGAGGUUUCUUUACAAAGAGCGAUACCGUUCUUUUCUCAUGGAGAUGAAGGCAGGGGGAAGAAGAAGAAGGGCAUUUUGAUUUGGUCACUUCGAGGAUGUGUUGGUUUCGGGACACGACAGUUCCAGCAACAGCAUUCCGAGGUUGAGCAGGCCAAUCGAAUGGGCCUCAAUAUGUCUGGUAGCAUGUCCUCCAGGUUUCUUCAUGUUGCAGUUCCCAAGUCUGUAUACGGAAAGAAAGCCGAAACAGUGUGGGAUGAGAUUGGCAUCAACAUCGCUACAUCGUACAUGCGACUUGAGAAAGAGGGUUUUGUGGCUGGAGACGGCAAACACUAUCAUGCUGUUUGUAUGGGCCUUACUGGAGAUAAUCCGUUUUUAGCCAAGAUUGGCCACCUGGAGCGAUCAUUCACCAGGGUUGCCAAGAAAAGCGGGGAGGAUGUUUGCCAGGGAAUUUGCUGGAGAUGUUUAGCUGGAACUCCAAAUAUUCCUUUUGAAAAUCUGAAUACGAAUCCGGAGUGGAGCCUUACACUGGACGAAUCAUUGCCGUGGUUUCAACUGCCAGCUUUCUUGCAAGGGCUUGGCUUUUCACAGGACGACAUGAGAGCUCCUCGAUUUCUGGAAUUUGACAUCUGGCACAACUUUCACGGAGGAACAGGGAAACAUAUUGCAGCCUCGACAGUGGCCGAAAUACUGCCCAAUCUGGAUUUGGGAUCUAUUGACUUCAAGUUUAGCAUUCUCGAGGAAGCCUAUGAAAAUUGGCGAAAGAAGUCAAAACUGUCAUUGCAUAUUGGCCACUUUGACCGCGAACUGUUCGGAAUGGAGCAAGGCUACCAAGUUCUUCCGGUUGGAUGCUGGAGCAAGUUCUCCGACACUCGGGUAUUGUUGUGUUUCCUCGAAGAUUUCUUGCGAGAUCGGGCUUUGUAUGUUCCAACGGAGAUUACAGAGGAAGCUCUUACUUGCAUCGCUGCCGCAAAUCGUGCUUUUAGGCUGGCCUUCCAAGGUGGCUACUGGCUUCCUUCUGAUGAAGCGACGACCAUUGGUGUGUGUGGUCUCCGGUGCCUACAGUCGUAUUCCAAGCUUGCAUUUUUAACACUGCAGCAGUCCAGAGCAAGAUACCCACUCAUGCCGAAGAGCCACUAUCUACACCAUUGUUGGCGAGAGUUAACCGUUGCAGCGAAGAAAUUUUCUUUUGUGCGAAGCCCAUUAGCUACUUCCGUACAAAUCGAUGAGGACUUUGUCGGGCACACGUCCCGACUCAGCAGACGAGUGGGGAGUCAGCUGAUAAUGCUGAGGACUUUGCAGAGAUACCUAGUGUCAGUGCAUUUGGCCCUCAGUUGA
Symbiodinium sp. CCMP2592 is the source of this 2652-nucleotide messenger RNA. NCBI's taxonomy places the organism in Eukaryota, Dinophyceae, Suessiales, Symbiodiniaceae. The record is from the annotation of a GenBank genome assembly.